AUGAGUCGCCCCUUUGUCACUGUUGAUUACUUUUCGCACCAAUGGGAAGCACUCGAUCUUGGAUGUGCAUCACUCGAACUAAAACGACAACUCGCUGAAACUCGACGAAAACUACUAUCCGUUCAAGGUCAAUUGGAUUCUCAACAUGAUGCCUUACGUCAAUGGGGUCUUGGCAUACCUACCACUAAAGCCUUUUCAUCCUUAUCCAAAGAAAAAAAUCGGUUGCUGAGCGACGAAUAUCGGUUGUGUCGAUUGGAAAACGUGGGUUGGCGACAACAUGCAGCUCAACAUGGCCUCAAGAUCGACCCGAUCGACAUCAACUGGCAAAAAAACUCAGAUGUCAUUUGGCUGUAUGGUCCCCUCUUUCGUCGAGAUGACAAUGAUAUCGAUUUUGAAAAACGUUUGGCUGGUGUAUCCACAACAACAACACAUCCUAACCACCAUCAUCAUCAUGAUACCAACAUGGCUUUGAAACCCGCCCUGAAAAAAAGGAGCGAGACCAAGGAAGAGUAUGUUGAAAAGCUUUUGGGCAAGGCUGCAUUCAAAAAAGUCAAACGACGAAGCUUUCCAGCUGAUCAUACCACCACCAUGAUGGACUUUGACAUGAUUGAACAACAUGAUGUUACGACCAAAAAGAGGACUUUGCGAUUCAAACCUGAUGUUCUCGAGUACAUUUAUCAUGCCGAUAUGCCAUUGAGACGUAACCCUUCUUCUUCACGCUCCAAGCAUAAACGUAGCAAUAGCAACGGUAGUAAUGGUGGCAAGUCAUCCUCUGCAGCCUGUCAACGAGCCAAAGCUCUUUUGUUAGCAGCACGAUCAAACGAUUCAUCAUCAUCAACAACCACUACCACAACAUCACCACUUCAGACACAAACACCCCCAAUCACCCUACCACCUAGUCCUCCCCUCUCACCCUCGUCCAAAGAUACCAGCAGCAUACAGCAUAAUGAUGUCUAUGAAGGGGGAGGCUGGUUAUGGUCUUUUUUCUCAUCUCCAUCUGAUACUACUACGACUUCUUCUUCAACACCACCACCAUCUCCACCAGGAUCACCUUGUCCAAAUAUAGGUGCUACUUCUACUACUACCACAACCACUACUUCAUCUCCUCCUUCUCCUCCUCUUGAAUCGGUUCCUAAUCUUUGUGCCAACUUGCUUUCUCUUUCGGCUGAAAUGAUCACGCUUAUGGGUACAGCAGCAUUAUACAAAGGAAUUAGCUAUGGUUUGGGAUGUCCUGCAGCUCAGCAUCAAGUGGUCAACACCACCUGUAUUGCUAACCGGUCGAAAGCAUCAUGA
Molecule: messenger RNA, 1293 nt
Organism: Lichtheimia ornata
Lineage: Eukaryota; Fungi; Mucoromycota; Mucoromycetes; Mucorales; Lichtheimiaceae
Exons: 1
Coding region: 1-1293 (430 amino acids)
Source: RefSeq, a predicted model, not a curated record